GCUUGUUUUUUUAAUCUGUUCAUUUGUCUAUCACGUCUUGACCCACAAGAUAACCAUUCCACCAGCACCUCUGACGUACCGGUGACUGGCGCUGCCAUAACGGAUCUUUAUCACUAUCUGAUGCAACAGCACUUCACCUCAGUGAUCUUCAAGAUUGAGAUCCAAAACCUCCCAAGACAUUUUGAAUUUGCGCAACUGAAGAAGAUGUUGACUGGUCUGCAACUGGAACCCAAGAAAGUCAAGGCAGUCAACAAGGCAACCUAUGCUUUUGUGACAUUCAGCUGCCAAGAAGAUAAGGAGGAGGCAUUGAAAGUACUCAACGGACACAAAUGGAAAGGACAAGUGCUGAAAGCCAAGCUUUCCAAGCCAGUUGAGGACCUGUAAUCGAAGAGCCUUAUUCUAAGAGAAGUCAAGAGGAAUCUGAUGGAAACACCCAAGAAGCUAAGAGGAGGAAGGAGGAGGACAGCUUACCAGUAGAAGAGAGGUUAAACAACACAGUGACUCCGCUAUGGAACCAGCCGUAUGAGGACCAGCUAUCCACCAAACAGACCAACACCAGGAAGUUUCUGAGGAAUUUAUCCAAGAUGCUGCAACGGAACAUUGGGGAGAUGUCUCCCUGGCUGAAGCAACAAAGGUGAGCUACUCACCAAAGACACGGGAUGGUUGUGGGCCAGAAUGGAAAUGUGAUCUUCCUUAACA
This is a messenger RNA of Patiria miniata (bat star), 699 nucleotides long. Its product is annotated as tRNA (uracil-5-)-methyltransferase homolog A-like. The transcript has 5 exons. The coding region runs from base 121 to 384 and encodes 87 amino acids. NCBI's taxonomy places the organism in Eukaryota, Metazoa, Echinodermata, Asteroidea, Valvatida, Asterinidae. Gene Ontology annotation, molecular function: RNA binding. The record is from RefSeq and is a predicted model, not a curated record.